AUGGAACCUAAGUUGAAGGUUAAGAAGGAUGAAGAUGGUGAAAAAAAUGACCCAACUGAAUAUAGGAAAGUGGUAGGUUGUUUGAGGUACUUGACUCACACUCGACCGAACUUGUCAUUUUCGGUUGGAACUGCAAGUCAUUUCAUAGAGGAACCGACCACUUUGCAUUUCCAAUUUGUGAAACACAUCUUACCAUACAUGAAAGGAACCAUUGAUUAUGGACUCAACUAUGGAAGAUUUCGUGCAAUUAAAGUCUUGGUUGGUUUUACCGAUAGUGAUCUUGGAGGUGACCCUGUUGAUAGCAAGAGCACAAGUGGGAUGAUUUUCUAUCAAGGAAGGAAUGUGAUCACUUGGAAAUUCCAAAAGCGAAAGGUUGUUACUCUGUCCACAUCCACAUGUGAAGUCGAGUUCAUGGCAGCUACAACAACGGCAUGUCAAGCCAUUUGGCUUGCUAAUCUCGUUAAGGAGCUCACGGGACAUCAUAUCACGCCUAUCACCUUGUAUGUCAACAUUCAUAUUGAUGAGAAAUCCCGUGUUUCAUGGUCGAAGCAAACACACUGA
Lactuca sativa (garden lettuce) is the source of this 561-nucleotide messenger RNA. Its product is annotated as secreted RxLR effector protein 161-like. The record is from RefSeq and is a predicted model, not a curated record. Lineage: Eukaryota; Viridiplantae; Streptophyta; Magnoliopsida; Asterales; Asteraceae.